This is a messenger RNA of Homalodisca vitripennis (glassy-winged sharpshooter), 2984 nucleotides long. RefSeq names its product low-density lipoprotein receptor-related protein 4-like. The record is from RefSeq and is a predicted model, not a curated record. The transcript has 14 exons. Bases 93 to 2906 code for a protein of 937 amino acids. NCBI's taxonomy places the organism in Eukaryota, Metazoa, Arthropoda, Insecta, Hemiptera, Cicadellidae.
CGCCUCUGCGCCACAUUAUCAGGAGCCUGCUAUCACAUCCGUGCCAGGACCGUCUGUCUCCAGAUUGUGUUGGUACUCGAUGUCGUACAGUCAUGGAAUCUCUGGCUCUGCUUAUCACCGCUGUCUUACUUUCUACAUCAGAAUUCAUAUAUUGUGAUGAUGACAUCAAGUACACCGGCUGUUUCGACCUUGGUUACUCCUUGAGGCUCAACUAUCACCAUCAUAUUUCGUACAUCACAAUGGACCAAUGUGUAGAAUUUUGUAGAGAUUUGAAUACUAGAUUCGCUGGUAUCGAGAAAAGUGACAACUUCUGCUACUGCGGUUCAGACAUUGCCGAGGGGUCUAUCAAAAGGGAUGACAAUUUGUGCGAUGUGCCUUGCAGUGAUACCGACCCUCGGACUUGCGGUGGCGACUGGCUCAUGUCUCUGUACGAAAUCAAGAGAGAACCAUCAGGAGUGGUGGAGGACAGUGUGAAGUUCCUGAUAGGUAUCACCGUGGGAGUGAGAUUGUACGACACCGUCAAUCUGAGCAAUUAUGAUACUAUAGCAUCGACGGGAGACUGGGUUCACGCCCUAGACUACCAUUUCGCAAAGAAAACUGUAUACAUAUUCUCCAGAAAUAAGCUCUACAAGACAACGAUGGAGCCAAAAAACAGUGCUCCGGAACUGGUGAGGGUCCUCUCGAUGUGCGAGGGUUUCGCAGUGGACUGGUUACACGACAAGAUUUACUGGAUGAACUGUUCCGGGAACUCUACAGCUUUCAUGUCGAUGGACCUAGGAGGCGGGGGAGUCACAACUGUGAUGCAAAGACCAGCAAAUCCAGUUUCGGUCAAAAGGAUGGAAAUAGACCCGUACAAAGGGGUAGCUUUCUGGAUGGCGGACGGAGUUAUAGAGUCAUGUACGCUGUCCGGGAAGUACUUCCAGCCUAACAUGAGUGCCCCAGGGGUGAGUGUAAGGUCCAUUACUCUAGAUCUCCAGGAGCGCAGGGUGUACUACGUGGGCACUCUGAACCAGUCGACGUCACUGUUCAGCAUGGACUACAUCGGCGGAGGCCACCGCACGCACUUCUCUCUGCCCCAGAUGCGGAGCGUGUACGGUCUGAGCCUCCUUGGAGGGAUGUUGUACUGGGUGAACUACGCGGAUGUCAAGGACGUCUUGUACAAGGCUCCAGUCAACCUUACCAGCAGGGACCGUGUGCAGGUGCUCACUCCUAUAGAAAAGGCGGUCUGGCACAUGAAAUUGGUACAUCAAGACAUUCAAAAAGAACCAGGUGAAGAUCCUUGCAGGAGCAUUUCUUGCUCUCACAUUUGUGUGUCCAAUGCUACGUCAGCUCACUGUUCAUGUCCUAAGGGUAUGCAACUGAACUUAGAUGAAAUAACAUGCUCAGGCGCACCAACUGUUUCCAACGUGACGACAACUAUCACGCCACCAACUCCAAAGAAAACAGCUUCUGGGAAAACUUUCAAUUACCAUGGUUGCUUUGAAUUUGGCUACUUCAUCUUAAUGCAUCUGAACCAUAUCAUGCACAAUAUAACCCUUCAGAAGUGUGUUAACUACUGUGAGAAGUUAGCCAGCACGUAUGCCGGAAUCAGCGACAACUACUGUUUCUGUGGAUUAGAAUUGGGAGAGAUCAGCAAGAGAGGUGACCAUCUUUGUAACACUCCAUGUCCUGACGAUCCCCAUUCUACAUGUGGUGGUGAAUUUUUGAUGUCCAUAUACGAAAUCCAAGGCAAUUCACCAUUUGUGAACGAAACGGAUGUGAGGUUCCUCUUAAGCCACAACGCGGGUGUGAUACAAUACAGCGGCAGCCAUAUAAACACGCCUACGCUCCUCAUGGUCACCGCCAACUGGUCCUUCUCAAUUGACUGUCAUCUGGCGAGGAAUCUGCUAUUCACGUUCUCAGGGAGUAAGAUAGUGAGAACUACACUGGGACCCAAAGCGACCAUAGCUGCUGGCAUGCCUACUGUGGUCAGUGAAGUGAGCCAUUGUGACGGGUUCGCCGUUGACUGGGUCGCGGACAGGAUCUACUGGAUGGACUGCAGCAGGACGGUGAACACUGUCAAGGUGAUGGACCUUGAAGGUGGCAACCUAGCCACGGUGAUGGAAAGAUCCCUAGAGCCGGCGAGGGUCAGAAGGAUGGUAAUCGAUCCUCACAAAAGGAUCCUCUUCUGGAUGGCUGAUGGAAUCAUCGAGUCUUAUUCACUGAACACUAAGAAGUUCCAAACAAGUGUGAGCGGGGAAGCCGUGAACGUGCGAGCGUUGACACUGGACUUGGAGGCUAAACGGCUGUUCUUCGUGGGAACUAUGGACAGCGCUGUGUCUCUAAUGAGCGUGAACUACACCGGAGGAGAGCACAAGGAACACAUGCGCUCCACCUACAUGAUGAACGUGUAUGGCAUCGGUCUGUACAACAAUCAUGUUUACUGGGUCAACUACAUCGGAAUGCGAGACAUCCUUCUCAGAGCACCGCUUCAACCGAAUGGAAAUGAGAGUGUGCAGAUUAUCAAGUCUAUCGACAGGGCGGUAUGGGACUUUAGGUUGGUCCACCCUAAGCUUCAAACGGGGUCAAGUAAAGAUCCAUGCAGAACGAAGGGCUGCUCUCACAUCUGCAUGCCGUUAUCCUUGUAUUCAGCUGUUUGUACUUGCCCUAAGACCAUGUCUCUGAGGGCUGACAGACUCACGUGCGCAGAUGGACUAAUAUCUGCAGAAGUAGUGAGUUUAACUAUACUGAUAGUGUUGGUGGUCGGGCUGAUCUCACUCACAAUGGCCUACUUCACUGACAAAUACUGGAGCUAUCUUCAGCUCAAGCUGUUCAGCGUGCCCUACACAAGAACGAGAGAUAAUCAACAACCAGAUUCUGUAACACCGGCCUACGACACAACUGAGGAUGAUGUUAGACUAAUUUGAGUCCCUGGAUGUUUCAUUUUUGUUAUUUGCCUUUUUGGAUUAAACAUUUGAAAAUGAAAAGUACGUCAAAACCUCAAA